Messenger RNA from Knipowitschia caucasica, 7452 nucleotides. NCBI's taxonomy places the organism in Eukaryota, Metazoa, Chordata, Actinopteri, Gobiiformes, Gobiidae. The record is from the annotation of a GenBank genome assembly.
AUGUGGGGUGUUGGUGUGGUUGGUUUGUUUGUUUUGGGGGUGAGGGGGAUUGAUUAUUUUGUGGGGGGGUGGGGUGGUGGUUGGGGGGGGGGUGGGUGGUGGGGGGGGGGGGUGUGUAGGGUGGGGGAGUGGGUGGGGUUUGUGUGGUGUGGGUUGUGGGGGUGUUGGGGGGGGGUGGGGUGGUGGGGGGGGGUGGGUGUGAGGUGUGUUGGGUUUAUUGGGUGGGUGUUGUGGGGGUGGGUUUUGGGGUGGAUUUUUGGGUUGAGGUGGGGUUUUGGGUGUGGGGUUUGUGGGUUUGUGGGUGGUGAGUGGGGUUGUUGGGGGUUUUUUGGUUGUGUGUAUGGUGGGUUGUGGGGGGUUGGUGGUUGUGGGGGGGGGUGUAUUUUGGUUGGUGGUUGGGGGGGUGGGUGGUUUGUGUUGUGUGGGAUUGGGUAUUGGGGUGGUGUUUUGGGGGUGGGUUUGUGUUUAGGUGGUGGGGGGGGGUUUGGGUUGUUGGGGGUUGUUUUGUGGGGGUUGAUGGGAGUGUUAGUAUUUGUUAGGAAGGGGGGUGGGGGUGUGGUGUGGUUGUUGUUUGGUGUUUGGGGGGGGGGUGUUUGGGUUUGGGUGUGUGGUUGGGUGUUUGGGGGGGGGGGGGGGGGUUUUGUGGGGUGUGGGGGGUGGGGUUGUUGUUGUAGAAUAAUAUAUAUUUUUUUUUUUGGGGGGGUGGGUUGGUUUGGGGGUGGUGUGGGGUUUGGUUGGUUUGUUGUGUGUUGGGGGGGAGUGUUGGGUUUGUUUGUGGUGGGGGGGGGUGGGUGUUUGUGGUUAUGGGGGGUGGAUUUGUGGGGUUGGUUUUGUUGGAUUUGGUUGUGGUGUGUAUGUGUGGGGGUGUGGGGGGUGUUGGGGGGGUGGGUUGGUGGGGGGGGGGUGGGGGGUUUGUGGGGGUUAAGGGGUUUGGUUGGUUGGGGUGGGUUGGGUGUGGGUGUGGUGGGGUUUGGUGGGGGGGGUGGGUGUGGGGGUGAUUGGGGGGGGGGGGGGGGGGGGUGGGUUGGUGGGGGUGUUGGGGGGGGUGGGGGGUGGGGGUGUUGUUGGGGUUGGUGUGGUUGGGGUUGGUGGGGGGGGGGGGGGGGGGUGUGUGGUGGGGGGUGGGGGGUGUGGGUGGUGGGGGUGGUGUUGGUGUUGGGGUGGUGGGGUGGUGGGGGGGGGGUGUGUGGUGGUUUGUGGUUUGUGUGGGUGUGGGGGUUGGUUUUAGGUUGGUGUGGUGGAAUUGAUUGUGGGUGUUGUGGUUUGGGGGGGGGGUUGGGUGGGGUGUAUUGGUGGGGGGGUUGUGUUGGGGUGGGGGGGUGGGGGGGGUGGGGGGGGGGGUUGGGGGGGGGGGGGGGGGUUUUUGGGGUUUGGGGGGGGGGGGGGUGGUGUGGGAGGGUGGGUUGUGUGUGUGUUUUGGGGGUGGGGUGGUUUUGGUUUGGUGGUUGGGUGGUUUGUGUUAUAUUUGGUGGGGGUUGGGGUUAUGGAGGGUUGGGUUUGGGGGGGUGGUGUUGUGUGGUUGGGUUUGUGGUGGGGUGGGGGGGGGUGGGGUGUGUUUGGGUUUGGUGGGGUUGGGGUGUGGUGGGUUGGGUGUUGGGGUUUGGGUGGUGGUGGGGGGGGGUUUGGGGGGGGGUGUGGUGUUGUGUGUUGUUGUUGUUGUGGGUAUGUGUUUGGGUUGGGGUUGUGGGGGUUGGGGGGGUGGGUGUGUGGUGGUGUGGGGGGGUGUGUGGGGUGUGGGUGGUGUGGUUGUUUUGGAUGGUUGUGGGGGGGGGGUUGGGGGUGGGGGGGGGUGGGUGGGGUUUUGGGUGGGUGGGGGGUGGGUUGUUUGGGUGUGUUUUGGUGUGGUUUGUGGGGUGGGGGUGGGGGGUGGGGUGGGGGGGGUGGGGGGGUGGUGGGGUGGGGGGGGUGGGGGGGGGUGUUGUUGGGGGUGUGUUUGGGGUAUUUUUGUUUGUGUUGUUAUGUUGGUAUGUUUUUUUGGGGUGGGGGGUGGUGGGGUGGGUUUGUUUUGUGGGUGGGUGUGGGGGGGUUUGUUUGGUUGUGUGUGGUUGGGGGGGGGGGUGGUGUGGGUGGUUGUUUGUGUGUGUAGGUGUUUGUUAUAUUGGUUUGUUGGUUUGUGGUGGGUGGGGGGUGGUUUGGGUGGUUGUUGGGGGUUGUGUUUUUGGUUAUUGGGUAUUGGGUAUGUUGUGUUGUGUUGGUGUUGGGGGGUGGGGGGGGGGGGGGGGUUGUGUUUGGUGGGUAGGGGUGGUUGGGGGGGUUUUGUGUGAGGGGUGUGUGGGGGGGGGGUGUGGGGGGGGGGGGUGGGAUGGGGUUUGGGGGUUGGGGGUGUGUGGGUUGGGGGGGGGUUGGGGGGUUUGGGGGGGGGUUGGGGUUUGGGGGGGGGUUGGGGUGUUUGGGGGUAGGGGGGUGGGUUUGGGGGGUUGGGGGGUUGGGGGUUGGGGGGUUGGGGGUUGGGGGUUGGGGGUUGGGGGGUUGGGGGGGGGGUUGGGUGUUGGGUGUGGGGGUUGGGGGGUUGGGGGGUUGGGGGGGGGUUUGUGGGUGGGGGUUGGGGUGGGGUUUGGGGUUUGUGGGGGUUGGUGGGUUGGUGUGGGUUGGGGGUUGGGGGGGUGGUGGGUUUGGGGGUUGGGUUGUUGUGGGGUUGGGGGGGGUUGGGGGUGUGUGUGGUGUGUGUGGGUUUGGGUUGUUUUUGGGUUUUGUUUGUUGGUUGUGUUGUGGGUGGUUGUGGGGUUGGGUGUGUGUGGUUGGGUUGUUGGGGUUGUGGGGGUGUUUUUGGGGUGGUUGUUUGUGGUGGGGUGGGUGUGUGUGUUUGGUGGGGGGGGGGGGGUUGUGGGUGGGUGUGGUGGGUGGGGUGGGUGGGGGGGGGUGUGGUGGUGUGUGGGUUGUUGUGGGGUGGGGGGGGUGGGUGUUUGGGUUGGUUGUUUGUGUGGUGGGGUUUGGUGGUGGGGUGUUGGUGGGGGUUUGGUGGGGUGGUUUGGUGGGUGGGGUUGUGGGUGGGUUUGGUGUGGGGGUUUGGUGUUGGGUUUGGUGGAGGUGUUGUGUGGGGUUGUGUGGGUUUGGUGGUGGGGUUUGGUGGGUGGUGUUUGGUGGUGGGGUUUGGGUGGGUUGGGGUUGGUGGUGGUUUUGGGUGGUUGGUGUGGGGUUUGGUGUGGGGUUGGUGGUGGGUUUGGUGGGUGGGGUUGGUGGUUUGUUGGGUGGGUUUGGUGGUGGGGGGGGGUGGGGGGUGGGGGGGGGGGGGGGGGGUGGUGGGGGGGGGUGGUGGGGUGGGGGUGGGGGGGUGGGGGUGUUUUGGGGGGUGUUGGGGUGGGGGGUGGGGGGGUGGUGGGGGUGUGGGGGUGGGGGUGUGUGUGGGGGGUGUGGGUUGGGUGGGGGGGGGGGUGUGGGGGGGGGUUGGGGUGUGUGUGGGGGGGUGUGGUUGGUGGUUGGGUUGUUUUUUGGGGUUUUUUUUUGGGGGGGGGGGUUGGUGGGUGGGGGUGGGGUGGUUGUGUGGGUUGGGGGGGGGUUUUGGGUUGUUUGGUUGUGGGGGUGGGUGGGGUGGUUGUGGGGGGGUUGGGUGGGGGUGUGUGGGGGGGGGGUUUGGUGGGUGUGGUGGGGUGUGGGGGUGGGGGGUUGUUUUGGGGGGGGGGGGUUUGGUGGGGGGGGUUUGGGGGGGGGUUUGGGUGGUGUUUGGGGGGGGUGGUUGGUGGUGUGGGGGGGGGGGGGGGGGGGUGUUUGGGGGUGGGGGGGUUGGGGGGUGGGGUUGGGGUUGGUGGGGGGGGGGGGGGUGGUGGUGGGGGGGGUGGGGGGGUUGGGGGGGGGGUUGUGGGUGGGGGGUGGUUGUGGUGGGGGUGUGGUGGGUGGGUGUGGGGGGUGGGGGUUUGGGUUUGUGUGGGUUGGGUUUUUGGGUGUGUGUGUGGGGUGUGGUUUUGUGUUGGGUGGGGGGGGGGGGGGGGGUUUGUUUUUGUUGGGGGUGGGGUUUGGGUGUUGGGGUGUGUGUGGUGUGUUUGGUUUGGGGUGUUUGUUUGGGGUGGGGGGGGGGGGGGGGGGGUGGUUUGGUGGGGGGGUGGGUUUUUGGGGGGGUUGGGUGGGUUGUUGGGUUGUGGUGGGGUGGGGGGGGGGGGGGGGGGUGGGGGUGGUGGUGGGGUGUGGGGUGGGGGGGGGGGGGGGUGGGGGGUGGGGGUGGGGGGGGUGGGGGUGUGGGGGGGUUUUGGGUGGGUGGUGUGGUGUGUUGUGGUGGGGGUGGGGGGUUGGGGGGUUGGGGGGGGUGGGGGGGGUGUUUGGGGGUGGGUGUUGGGGGGGUGUUGUUGUGGGGGGGGUGUGGGGGUGGGGGGGUUGGGGGUUGGGGGGUUGGGUGUGUUUUGGUUGGGUGGGGGGGGGGGGGUUGGGGGUUGGGGGGGGUUUGUUGGGGUGUGGUGUGGGUGUGUUUGGUGGGUGGGGGGGGGGUGGGGGUGGGUUGUGGUUGGGUUGGGUUGGGGAUGGUGGUGGGUUUGGGUUUUGGGUGAUAGUGUGGGGUGUGGGGUGUGGUUUGGGGGGGGGGGUGGGGGUGGGGGUGGGGUGUUGGGUGGUGGGUGUGGGGUUGGGGUGGGGGGGGGGGGGGUGGUGGUUGGUGUUGGUGGUUGUGGGGGGGGUGUUGGUGGGUGGGUGGGGGUUGGUGGGGGGGGGGUGUGGGGGGUGGGUGGUGGUUGUUGUUGGGUUUGGGGGUGGUGUGUGGGGGUUGGGGUGGUUUUUGUUGUGUGGGGGGUGUGGGUGGUGGGGGGGGUGGUUUGGUGUGUGUGGGUGGUGGUUUGGGGGGGGGGGGGGUUGUGGGGGGGUGGGUGGGGUGUGGGUUGGGGUGGGGGGUGUGUGUUUGGGGGGGGGGUGGGGGUGGGGGGGGGGGUGUGUGUGGUGGUGGUGUGUGGGGGGGGGGUGGGGGGGGGUUUGGUGGGGGGUGGUGUGGGUUUGUGUUGGGGGGGGGGGGGGGGGGUGGUUUUGUGGGUGGUUGUGUUUUUUUUUGGUGGGUGGUGUGGGGGGGUGGUGGGGUGUUGGGUUUGGGGUGUGUGGGGUGUGGGGGUGGUGUGGGGGGGUGUUGGUGGUGGUGGUGUGUUGUGGUUUGGGGGGGGGUGGGGGGGUUGGGUGUGGGGGGUUGGGGGGGGUGGGGGGGGGGGUUGUGGUUGUUGGGUGUGUUGGGGUGGGGGGGGUGUGGGUGGGGGUUGGGUUGGGUGGGGGUUGUUGGGUGGGGUGGGGGGGGGGUGUGUGUGGUGUUUGGGUUUGUUGAUUUGUUGUUUGGGGUGUGGGUGGUUUGGGGUGUUGUGUGGUGUGGGUGGUGGUUGGGGGGGGGGGGGGGGGGUUUGUGGGGGGGGUUGGGUUGUUUGUUGGGGUUGGGGGUGGUGUGGUUUGGGGGGGGGGGUGGGGGGUGGGGGGGGUUGGGGUUGGGUGUGGGUGUUGGUUGGGGGGGUGGUGUUUGGGUGGUGGGGUGGUGGGGGGUGGGGGGGUUGUGUGGUGGGGGAGGUGGUGGUGGGGGGGUGGUGGGUGGUGGGGGUUGUGUGGGUGUGGGUGGGGGGGUGUGUGGGGGGUUGGUGGGGGGGUGUUUUUGUGGGUGGGGGGGGGGGGGGGGGGGGGGGGGUGGGGGUUGUUUGGGGUGGGUUGUGUGUGGGGGUUUGUGGGGGGGGUGGUGGGGGGGGGGGGGGGGGGUGGGGGGUGGGGGUUGGGUGUGGGGGUGGUUGGGUGGUUUUUGUGGGUGGGGUGGUGGGGGGGGUGGGGUGGGGGGGUGUGGGGGGUGGUUUGUGUUGUUUUUUGUUUGUUUGGGGGGGGGGGGGGGGGGGGGGGUGGGGGGGGGGGGGGUGGUUUGUUGGGGGGGUGUGUGUGUGUGUGGGAGGGGGGUGUGGGGGGGGGUUGGUGGGGGGUGGGGGGGGGGGGGGUGGGGGGGUGGGUGUUGGGGGUUGUGUGUGUGUUGGUGGGGGGGUUGGGGGGGGGUGGGGGGUGUGUUUGGGGUGGGGGGUGUGGGGGUGGGGGUGGGGGUGGUGUUUGAUGGGUGGGGGGGGGGGUGGGGGGGGGGGGGGGGGGUUGGUGUUUGUUUGGGGGUGGGGGUGUGGGUUUUUGUUUUUGGUGGGUGGGGUUUUUUGUGUGGGGUGUGUUGGUGGUUUUGGGUUUGGGGUUUUUUUGUGUUGUGGGGGGUGGGUUUGGUGGGGGGGGUGGGUUUGUGGGGGGGGUGUUUGGGUGGGGGGGUUGGUGGGUGUGGGGGGUUGUUUUGGGGGGGUGGUUGGUUUUGUGGGUGUUGGGGUUUGGGUUUGGGUAGUGGGGUUGGUGGGGGGGGUGGGGUGGGGGGGGGUGGGUGGGGGUUGGUGGUGGUUGUUUUUGUGUUUGGGGUGUGGUGUUGUGUUUGGUGGGUGUGGUUUGUUUUUGUGGGGGUUGUGGGGUGGGGUUGUGGUUGGGGGUUGGUGGGGGGGGUGGGGGGGUUGGGGGGGUGGUGGGGGGUAUUGGGUUUGGGGGGGUUUUUGUGGUUGGGGUGGGUUGGGUGGGGUGGGUGGUGUGGGUGGGGGGGUGGGGGGGGGGGGUGUGGUGGUUGGUUGUUGGUUGUUGGGGGUGGGGGGGGUGUUUUGUUGUGUUGGUGGUGUGGUUGGGUUGUUGUUUGGGUGGAGGUUGUUGUUGGUUUUUGUUGUGGUAGGGGUUUGUUUUAGUGGGGUUGGGUUGGUUUUGUGGUUGGGGUUGGUUGUGUUGUUGGUGGUGUUUGGUUGUGUGGUGGUGUUAGUUUGGUUGGGGUGUUGUUGUUGUUGGGGGUGUUUGUGGUGUUGUGGUUGUUGGGGGGGGGGGGGGGGGUGGGUUUGGGGUGGGGGGUGGUGGUGGUGGGUGUUGAGGUGGGGGUGGUGGGGGUUGAGUGUGGGGGGGGGGUGGGGGGUGGGUGGGUUGGGUUGGUGUGGGGGGGGGUUGUUUGGUGUGGUUGGGUGGUUGGGGGGUAGUGGUGGGUGGGUGUGUGUUGUAGGUUGGUUGGUUGGUGUGGGGUUUUUUUGUGGUUGGUGGGGGGUGGUGUGGGGAGGGUUGGGAUGUGGGGAUGGGGGGUAUAUGGUUUUUGUGGGGGGUUUUGGUAUUGGGGUUGAGAGAGGAAGAGAGUGGGGAGAAGAGAGGGGAGAGAGAGAGGGAGAGAUAGAGGAAUUGGGUGGUUGGGGUUGUGUUUGUGGGUGUUGUUUUGUGGUGUGGUGUUGGGUUAUUGUUGGUGUUGUGUUUUGUGGGGUGGUUGGUUUUUGGUGGGGGGGGUGGGGGUGGGUUGGUGUGGGUGGUGGGGGUGGGUGGGGGUUGGUGGGGGGGUGUUGGGGGGUAGGGAUGGGUGGGGUUUGGGGGGUGGGGGAGGUGGUGUGUGGGGGGGUAGGGUGGUUGGUGGUGGGGGGUAGGGGGGGGGGGGGGGUUGGUAUUGGGUUUGUGGGUGUUUGUGGGUUGGGGGGGGGGGGGGGUGUGUGGGGGGGGGGGGGUGUGGGGGGGGGGGGGGGGGUGGUGUGGUUUUUUUGA